CGACGAGAAUACAUAUACUUUGGAGCGUCUGUGUGCGCCGUUGAUGUAAACGAUGAUGGGUAUGUAUCCAUUUAAAUGUUACAGCGAGCAUUUAGUUCUGUUGUUUUAUGAAACAACUGUUGGUAAAUGUUUAUCAGACGUUGCGCCGCGCUAUACCUGAAAGGGACUUCAGCCAACUGCAAACGUGGGUCGGAGGCCGAAAAUAUUGUCUGCAAGUUUCAAUUUUUUCCAGUAUCUUUUUGCAAUUUUUACACUCUUGGUGGUCAGAUUUAAUAGAUCUUGUAUUUCAAUCUUUAUCUAUUUUCACUAUAUUUUUGAAAUCAAAUCACAGGCUCUGGGAUAUAUUUCUUCUUGCCAACUAAAAAUUGUCUUUAUCAGCCAUCUAAGGCAUAAUUGCCAAGAAAAUUCUCCCCUGGUUCCACUCGCCUGCCGUAUCUCUCUCGCAUGUGUUACGAAAAUCGAGAAAAACUAUUCUAAUUACUCUCUGAGCUUCAUCCAGUGCUUUGUCCCACUUGCUUAAUAAAUUUACCAUGCAAGGCAUAAAUUGCCGAUGAUUUCGGCAAACCAGCCUACUGAUGGUCAGAAAUUUUUCCAUCCGCAUCGUCAUACAUUCAUCGAACAGCGAAGGAUUCUUGAAACUUUGCCAAAACACUAGUUAGAGCGAUCGCUCGUAGGUCUUCAACAAGUGUGCAUGGCGUAGUCUUUGGAAUUCCCGAUACCUUGUAUUUUUCCAAAUCAUAGGAAAAGUUUUUGAUUGAAAAGAUUCGUUCAAAAUGUCCGUCAAAGGUAUAGCAAAACAAUUCCCAACUGCUAUGACUAAAUCAUGGUUGGUGAUAUGAAACACUCUGGAUCUGUGUUGUGUGCAUGUUGCAUGUAAGUGAUGCCAGAAAUGUAUAUCACGUCUAGUGCACAUCGACAUACCGAGCAUCGUCAAGAGCAAAUGGAAACCACAAUUAAUUUGUCAAAAAUGCUUGGCACAUUUAGUAAAAAUAGCAACUUCAUGUCGCAGAUUUCCCUUUACAUGAACAUUAUAUGCCCAUUGUAUUCACAAUUUCAUAUUUAGACUCCCCCACAUCUUUCUCCCUCACAAUGUUGCUUAACACCUUCUGAAUUUACCUUGUGAAUUACCCACAACAUUGUCAUGGGUAGGUAUGAUUUUUAUUGAGUUGACUGUCAAAUUCAGCCUGUUGAUAUGUGCCAAUAUUUUUUACUAGGCUUAACAGUUAGAGCUUAAUUUAAAUAUACAUCUUAACACUUAAUUUAAAUAUACAUCUGUUCUGUUUUUGUCAAGAUAUGAUGAUUUGAUUGUUGGAGCGCCAUUCUACAGCGGCAAAGGAGGAGAUGAAGGACGUGUCUAUAUUUACCUCAGUUCUGAAAUUCAAUCAGUAAGUAACGAAAUAACAGAUUUGAAACAAGAUCUGUUUGGCGAGUGUCGAGUCUAAAAACUUGGCGUAAAGAAAUGGAAUGAAUAAAUGAAUGAAUGAAUGAAAAACUUCAUUUCAAGAGGGUUGCGCAUAAUAGUGAAUUCACACUAACAAACCUGUGGCUCUUUAUGUUACCCCAUGCUAGCCCAUGCCUGCUUCAACAUUGCAAUCUAUGAUGCAUUUGAAAUUCGUAGUCAAUAAAUGCGGUGCCCAAGAGAAUUUGUUAUUCUGUAAGUAGGUUAGUUUGUUCGGAAUCAAAAGCCUUUGUGUUUGGAAUUUGUGUAAUUUGUACCUUUUUUUAAUACGAAUUAUUUCACCCAAAAAAGUAAAUAAAAGUAAUGUACAUAAAUUGUCACCUUGGGAAUAAUAUACAAAGUUCGGCCAUUUUGUGAAACUCUGUGUAACGAUAAGUUGUUAUCUUGUAGAUUCCAGGUCGUCGAGUGUUAACUUUGUCAUCUGGCGAAAAUAGUCUUGACCCAGGAUUACGUGGCAGCAACACUAAAGGAGCGAGAUUCGGCUGGUCACUUGCUAAAACAGGAGAUCUUAAUAAUGACAAGAUCCAAGGUACAUCGUGUUAACCAAUUGUUUUUUUUUACUUCAAGAACAUACUUACAUAUGACAAACAAACGAACGAACGAACGAACGAACGAACGAACGAACGAACGAACGAACGAACGAACGAACGAACGAACGAACGAACGAACGAACGAACGAACAAACGAACGGACGGACGCUUAGUACGCAUUUGAUUGGUUAAUUGGGUAUAUCAAAUGCAUCUAAUUGACCAUUUGCGUAAUAGACUAAAUUUUGAUCUAAACAAGAAUAGACAAAAAUUUCAUCACAGCUUGAAAGAGCAUCACAAAAUUAGUAAUAUUCCAAAGUUUCGUUGCGAAAUGUUGUAAAGCCCCAAAGGGUAUUUGGCUGUCAAUUUCCCGUUUGCAAUCUAAAAUGACUGAAAAUUGCAAACUUCGCAAGGCUAUAUUAUCCGCAUUUUACAACAUUUCGCAACGAAACUUUGGAAUAUUACUAAUUUUGUGAUGCUCUUUCAAGCUGUGAUGCAUUUUUUGUCUAGACUUGUUUAGAUCAAAAUUUAGUCUAUUACGCAAGUGGUCAAUUGGUGAACGGUCCCUUAAUGUGUUAGCGGUAGGCAAAUCUGAACCUCUGUAAUAACACCAGGAAACUGAGAGGGAUUCCACUACCUGACAAAUACAAAUGGAACUUCAACGUUUCGAGAGAAGGCCCUUCGGUCGGGAAGUUAGUAGCAUGCAUCGGGACAUGUGCUUGCAUACUAAACAAAGGCAGGGUCUGAUCACAAAGAGUUUACCAGAAAAAAUAAUUGUGCACGAGUUCGCGUUUCUCGCUACCUAAAUACUCGCACCGAACGUUCAAGAUCUGAUCGCAGAGAAUCAUCCGUUUUAAUGAAAAGUUUCUGUAAAAAUGUGCUCAAUUGGAAGUUGAAUAAUUUUCACUUUUAAAAAGCAGGUCAUACAAGGCUGCAAAAUAUUUUAAUUUUUUAGAAAACCUUGGGUAAUAUUGCAUGGCAGCCUUUAAAGAGGAAAAACACCUAGUAGGAAAUCCAUAGCAUUUCAAGGUUCUGAAAAGAGUUUUAAAUAAACAUAGGCAGAAUUAUAUUUCCACACAAAAUAUUCAGACCAUGGUCAUGUGUUAGUUGUUUUAUUUUCACGUUCACGUCACACUGCUUUGUUUUUUUAAGCCUCAGGAAGCGAUCAAAAUGCUUUGGUACCUUAGAUUGUAUAGCCGUAUAUUAAAUUGUUUAUCAAUUAUCAGUGUUCUUAUAUUUCUAAGAUUUUAUUGUUGGGGCACCACAAGAUCAACCAGAUCUGAACAAUGAUGGUUUUGGAAAUGGAGCAAUUUAUAUUUAUCAUGGCAGGAGAGAUGGGAAAUUUGAUAAAUAUCAACAGGUUUGUUUAUUGUAUACAACUGAACACGAUAUACAUGACAAGGUUGGCUGUAUUCCUACUCCAGUGAUACGUAGAAUAUCACUAGUAGAAAAAAGCUGA
Messenger RNA from Paramuricea clavata, 3445 nucleotides. Lineage: Eukaryota; Metazoa; Cnidaria; Anthozoa; Malacalcyonacea; Plexauridae. The record is from the annotation of a GenBank genome assembly.